AGGUUGGGAUACAGUGGUCUGAACUAAAACACUAAGAUACUUAUCUCCCAAAUGUAGGGUUACAUCGUCUUUUUCACUUUCUAGCUACCCAAUAUAUAUCGUGUAAUCAAGCAAGGAUCUUCUAUAGACAAAGAUCUGAUUUGGGGCAACUAAGAAUCAUUGAAAAUGUCUGAAGAUCAGAAUCAGCAUAACAUAUUAAAUAGUUUGGUCAAUGAUGAGAAGAAAAUCAUUCGUAGAGAAGUUGAAAAACAAAGAAGGAUGCAAAUGUCUAUUCUAUGCUCAUCACUCCGAUCUUCACUUCCUUUUCACCUCAUCAAGGAAAAAAGUUCAGUAUCAGAUAACAUAGGUGAGGCUGCAAAUUAUGUCCAAAAUUUGAAGGAGAAGGUUACUGAACUCGGAAAGAAGAGGGAUAAACUCAAAGAAAUCAUUAGUUCAAGUAUGAUUGAAACUGGAAAUAUUGAAUUAUCAGCAGAUCCUUCAAAUUUGGUGAAGUGUGUCAACAUUAACCUAAUUCCAGAUGGGGUGGAAAUUGUUAUAUGUACUGGUACCGAGGAUCGCAGUUCGCAUUUAUCAGGUUUAAUGAAAAUAAUACUUCAAGAAGGAUGUGAUGUUGUUCACUGUGUUACCAACCAAGUUAAUGGGAACAUAUUUCAUACUAUUAGGUGUGAGGUGGAAGACAUGGCACACCUUGAUCUUACUAGGCUGCAAACCAAACUGGAUCAUGCAAUCUUAUUGUCAAGGUAGUCAUAUAUGUCAUGCUAUGAGGGUAGAACCAAGUGCAAUUUGUGAUAUCAUGACUAUA
Messenger RNA from Lathyrus oleraceus (garden pea), 802 nucleotides. Its product is annotated as transcription factor bHLH36. NCBI's taxonomy places the organism in Eukaryota, Viridiplantae, Streptophyta, Magnoliopsida, Fabales, Fabaceae. The transcript has 3 exons. Gene Ontology annotation, biological process: regulation of transcription by RNA polymerase II. The coding region runs from base 166 to 744 and encodes 192 amino acids. The record is from RefSeq and is a predicted model, not a curated record. Gene Ontology annotation, cellular component: RNA polymerase II transcription regulator complex. Gene Ontology annotation, molecular function: RNA polymerase II transcription regulatory region sequence-specific DNA binding; DNA-binding transcription factor activity, RNA polymerase II-specific; protein dimerization activity.